ACCGACACAGCCUGGCCGAUGGUCUCCAGCGAGCCGCUGCUGCUGCCGGUGUCACUGGAGGGCGAGUUCUCCAGUAGCAUGAAGGAGAUGAUCGGCGGCUGCUGCGUGUGCUCCGACGAGCGGGGCUGGGCCGAGAACCCGCUCGUCUACUGCGACGGGCACGGCUGCAAUGUCGCAGUGCAUCAAGCUUGCUAUGGAAUUGUUCAAGUACCCACUGGACCAUGGUUUUGCAGAAAGUGUGAAUCUCAGGAAAGAGCAGCCAGAGUGAGAUGUGAAUUAUGCCCUCAUAAGGAUGGUGCUUUAAAGAGAACAGAUAAUGGGGGUUGGGCUCAUGUGGUUUGUGCUCUGUACAUUCCCGAGGUGCAGUUUGCAAAUGUUUCUACAAUGGAGCCUAUCGUGUUGCAGUCUGUUCCUCAUGAUCGUUACAAUAAGACAUGCUAUAUUUGUGAUGAACAAGGCAGAGAAAGUAAAGCAGCCACUGGUGCUUGUAUGACAUGUAAUAAACAUGGAUGUCGACAAGCUUUUCACGUAACGUGUGCACAGUUUGCAGGACUUCUUUGUGAAGAAGAAGGCAACGGUGCAGAUAACGUCCAAUACUGCGGCUACUGUAAAUACCAUUUUAAUAAACUGAAAAAGAGCAAACGGGGAUCUAAUAGGUCAUAUGAUCAAAGUUUAAGUGAUUCUUCCUCUCACUCUCAGGAUAAACAUCAUGAGAAGGAGAAAAAAAAAUAUAAAGAGAAAGAUAAACACAAGCAAAAAUAUAAGAAGCAGUCGGAGUCCUCACCAUCUUUGGUUCCAUCUCUUACUGUAACUACAGAAAAAACAUACACAAGCACUAGCAACAACUCCAUGUCAGGCUCCUUGAAGCGGUUGGAAGAUACCUCAGCUCGAUUUACAAAUGCAAAUUUCCAGGAAGUUCCUACACAUGUUUCAAGUGGAAAAGAUUCUUCAGAGGCUAGAGGGUCAGAGAGCAAAGGGAAGAAAUCUGCAGGUCACAGCUCAGGUCAGAGGGGAAGAAAGCCUGGUGCUGGAAGAAAUCCAGGAACAACUGUGACUGCAGCUAGCCCUUUUCAGCAAGGAAGCUUUUUGGGCACUCCUGGGAGCAUAAAGUCAUCUUCUGGAAGUUCAGUUCAGUCUCCCCAAGAUUUUUUGAGUUUUACAGACACAGAUCUGCGAAGUGACAGUUUCACACAUUCUCAACAGGCUUCCUCAACCAAAGAUGUACAUAAAGGAGAGGCUGGGAGCCAAGAGGGAGGAGUCAAUUGUUUCACUUCCUUAAUUGGGCUCCCUUCCUCGUCAGCAGCUGUUCCCCAAUCUAAAAACUUUGACAGCUCACCUGGAGACAUAAGUAAUUCAAGCCUUACUUCUACAGCAUACAAACGAGCUCAAACUUCUGGACUAGAAGAAGAAACUGUAACAGAGAAGAAACGGAAAGGAAAUAAGCAAAAUAAACAUGGGCCUGGUAGACCUAAAGGAAAUAAAAGUCAAGAAAGUCUUUCCCAUCUUUCAGUUUCUUCUGCUUCCCCAACUUCAUCUGUGGCAUCUGCUGCAGGAAGUGUGACAAGCUCUGGUCUUCAAAAAUCUCCAACUUUGCUCAGGAAUGGAAGUUUACAAAGUCUUAGUGUUGCUUCAUCUCCAGUGGGUUCAGGUAUUUUUAGCAGCAAUGAUGUAGCAGUAUCAUUUCCAAAUGCAGUAUCUGGCUCAGGAUCUAGCACUCCCGUUUCCAGUUCUCAUUUACCUCAGCAGGCUUCAGGCCACUUGCAGCAAGUGGGAGCUCUAUCACCUUCAACUGCGCCUUCUAUAACUACUGUUGUUGCUGCAACUCAGGCAAACACCCUACCUGGAUCUUCUCUCAGUCUGCCUCCAUCCCACAUGUAUGGCAAUAGGCUGAAUCCAAAUUCAGCCAUGGCAGCACUUAUAGCUCAGUCUGAAAACAGCCAAGCAGAUCAAGAUCUCGGAGAUAACGGCCGAAGCCUUGUUGGCAGAGGAGGAUCACCCAGAGGAAGUCUCUCACCACGAUCCCCUGUGAGCAGCUUGCAGAUUCGCUAUGAUCAAUCAGGGAAUGGUUGUGGGGAAAAUUUGCCCCCAGUAGCAGCCAGCAUAGAACAGCUUCUCGAGAGGCAGUGGAGUGAAGGACAACAGUUUUUAUUAGAGCAAGGCACCCCCAGUGACAUUUUAGGAAUGCUUAAAUCAUUACACCAACUUCAAGUUGAAAAUAGGCGGUUGGAAGAGCAGAUAAAGAAUCUGACUGCAAAGAAGGAGCGACUGCAGCUUCUCAAUGCACAGCUUUCGGUGCCCUUUCCAACAAUAACUUCCAACCCCAGCCCUUCUCACCAAGUACAUGCCUUCCCAGUGCAAGCACCACCUAGCACUGAUUCCUUGAACAGCAGUAAAAGCCCUCAUCUGGGAAACAGUUUUUUACCUGACAAUUCUCUUCCUGUAUUAAAUCAGGAGAUAACCUCCAGCGGACAAAGCACCAGCAGUUCAUCAGCGCUUUCCACUCCACCACCUGCUGGGCAGAGUCCGGCCCAGCAAGGCUCGGGCGUCCCCGGAGUUCAGCAGGUCAAUGGUGUGACAGUGGGGGCACUGGCUAGUGGUAUGCAGACUGUAACCUCCACCAUUCCUGCAGUGCCGGCUGUGGGUGGAAUAAUUGGAGCACUGCCAGCCAGCCAGCUGGCAAUCAAUGGAAUUGUAGGGGCUUUAAAUGGGGUAAUUCAGACCCCAGCAACAAUAUCACAGAACCCUUCUCUCACUCAUGCAACCGUGCCACCCAAUGCAACACAUCCUCUGCCAACCACGCUAAAUAACAGAGCAAGAGAGGCAGGCAGAGCGAUUAAAGAGAAGGGACAACAGCAGCAGAAAAAAGAAGUGCAAAGUGCCUCGGGACUAGGAUUGCUUUCUGACCAACAGAGACAGCUAUUACUUCAUCAACAGCACCAGCAAUUUCAGCAAUUACUAAGUACCCAGCAACUCACAUCAGAACAGCAUCAGGCCCUUUUGUAUCAAUUAGUACAGCAACAACAUCACCAUCACCAACACCAUCAGUCUGAAGUACAGCAGUUGCAGAUUACUGGAGGAGCACAGAUACCCAUAAACAACUUACUUUCAGGCACACAGGCCUCACCACUUAAUGCAGCUGGCACCAAUCCAUUCCUUUCAAUUCACGGAGAUAAUGCAGCUCAGAAGGUGACAUAUUUUCUCUUACACAGAGGCUCAAUGAUAAAACUGGACCAGUUGCGUCAGAGAAGAGUUGACAUUUGAAUGACACUUGAGCCCUGCACGUCCUGCUGUUCUAGCACUUCAUGUGGCUGCAAACCCUGGGUUCCCUUUCUGCAGAUUGAAAAAGAGCAACAAGGAACUCUUACUGCAUAGCAAGAGGUUAAAUUUUCAUACGGAUAUUUUUGGUAGGCUUUCAUUUCCUUUCUUGUUGCACUAAAAUGGAUAUACUUUUUAAUGUCUCAGACUGUGAAGUAGAUAAAACUCUACAAAUCAUAAUUAUUUUGUCACUAUGAUGGUACUAAGUACAAAUUCAACCACGGAAGAACAUACACUUUACUCUUCAGUCCUGAUCUCACAGAUGUAAAGGCUAUAAACUGUUUGCAGUGAUGCAUUGCUUUGGUUUCAGAGCAGUAGUUUUAACAGCCCAACCCCAGCCCAUCUGAACUGCUGCUGCAGUUAGAAUGGAUCCUUUUAGACUGAGCUUGUCAUGGCAGCUGGGACUUGCUGUUCAUAAUUUCUUUUUUUACACAACUGUUUUGGAAGCUGACUCAUAAGGGAAUUGACUUCUGAACUUUUUAUUCCUUUAAAUUCCUAUUGUUGUACAGUUGGAGUUUUUCUUGAAUAAGAAUUAUGGUAUGGAAUCCAAAGUUUAUUAAUUUUGGUGUAGGUUUUAGAGUUCUGAGGUUUUUAAAGGAACCAGUUUGGUUCCAGUGACAAAGUUUUCUUACCAGAUGAGAAGGCCACACUGGAAGAAGUUUGUGUAGUGUUUGGCCUAAACCAAGUGCCUGUUGCUACCUCCAUUUUGUUGAAAUGGCUGCAAACAGCUGAUCAUGCACUAGACGUGUCCUUGUUAGCAGCAGGAAUACUCUGUCUUGCACCAGCAGCCUUGUUCUGCCUUUCCUAGAGGUGUUUAUGCCACUGUAGAGAGCUCAGGCAGAUUGUUACCUGGGUCACUUUUCACUAAUAAAUUACCAAAAAAGUGAGUUACCAUUUCCCACUAAAAUUUCCCAGUGGGUGAAACGGGUGAACUUGUGUUACAACACUUGGGGCAGUUGCUGAUCUCGUGGUGAGUCUAUGCAGGGUGGUGAAGGACAGUUUAAAUGGGGGUAAUGACCACUAAUCAAGAGUGAGGUGGGAAUUAUUAGCAGAAAAGACCCAGCUGUAAUUAGACCUCCACUGUGUACUUAUUUGGAAGAACAUGUUAAUUCUGCAAUAUGUUUCUUAGUUAAACAUUGCACAGUUCUUACCUCAUUUCUGUAAAUAAAGUUUUGUGAAUCUGUUUUGUAUUGUGAAGAAUUCAUAAGAAAACAUUGAUAUUUUGAUUUGUAAUAUUUCUAAUUAGUAGAUUUAAUUGAAAAAGUAAAAAAUAAUUUAUUUUUAUAUGUUCUGGGGAAUUUUUAAAAAAAUGUCACAAAUCACUUUUGUAGAUACUUUACAAAAGUAAACCAGUGGUUUAUUUUACUUACUCGCCCCACUGGUGGAUAUUCUGUAACAAUUUGUACAAAAGGUAAGAUGGAAAUGUGCUGUUAUUUUGACUAGAUGUAAAAUUCCAAGUGUAUGAAAAGAUAUGUACAAAGCUUUUGUUAAUAAACUUUAAUAAUGUUUAUCAUUGUA
This is a messenger RNA of Passer domesticus (house sparrow), 4833 nucleotides long. RefSeq names its product MLLT10 histone lysine methyltransferase DOT1L cofactor (gene MLLT10). The record is from RefSeq and is a predicted model, not a curated record. Gene Ontology annotation, molecular function: nucleosome binding; histone binding. NCBI's taxonomy places the organism in Eukaryota, Metazoa, Chordata, Aves, Passeriformes, Passeridae. The coding region runs from base 19 to 3261 and encodes 1080 amino acids. Gene Ontology annotation, biological process: regulation of transcription by RNA polymerase II. Gene Ontology annotation, cellular component: nucleus. The transcript is spliced from 22 exons.